AUGUCCCUGCCCCGGAGCUCGGUCCUCUCGCUUUUCCACCCGCUGUUCCGCCUCCCGCUGCUCCUCCUGCUGCUCCUCUGUGCGGGGGUCCAGGUCUCUUCAGCUUCUGGACGCUUUGAGCUUCACAUUCUGUCGAUGCAGAAUGUAGGCGGGCGCCUGCAGAGCGGCGCCUGCUGCGAUGGAGCCCCGGACAUGACGGAGGAGCGUUGCACGGUGGACGGAUGUGACACCUCCUUCCGGGUGUGUCUGAAGGAGUUCCAGCUGAAGGUGUCCUCGGGGCCCUGCAGCUUCGGCAUCGCCUCCACGCCCGUGCUCGGUGGGAAUAGCUUUUCAUUGCCCAACACCAAGCGUGACAAGUCCAGGAUCGUGUUGCCGUUCAGCUUUGCGUGGCCGAGGUCUUACACGUUGAUAGUGGAAGCUUUGGACUUCAACAAUGACUCGUCCUCUAAUGCGAUCGAGAGGGCCGUCCACUCGGGGAUGAUCAGCCCGAGCCGUCAGUGGCAGGACCUGAACCAUAACGGCCCAGUGGCUCAGUUCCGCUUCCAGGUCCGCCUCAGCUGCGACGAGCACUACUUCGGCUUCGGCUGCAACAAGUUCUGCCGGCCACGAGACGACUUCUUCGGACACUUUGAGUGUGACCACAACGGCAACAAGACGUGCCUGGAGGGCUGGUCCGGUCCAGACUGUAACACAGCGAUGUGUCGACUCGGCUGCAGCACAGACCACGGCUCGUGUAAAGCUCCUGGAGAGUGCAGCUGUGUGGAGCCGUGGCAAUGUCUGUGUGACACCAACUAUGGAGGACAGCUGUGUGACAAAGAUCUGAACAUGUGUGGGACAUGGCAGCCAUGUUUGAAUGAAGGAACCUGCAGUAACACGGGACCGGAUAAAUACCACUGCUCCUGUCCCGACGGAUUCUCCGGGGUCAACUGUCAAAGCGCCGACAACGCCUGUCUGUCCAACCCCUGUGUGAAUGCGGGCCGCUGUGUGGAAACUAGUCAGGGGUUCGAGUGUCGCUGUUCCCCAGGCUGGACCGGACCCUCCUGCUCCAUCAAUGUGGACGAAUGUCUGGUGAACCCCUGCGGUCAUGGAGGAACGUGUCAGGACCUGGUCAAUGGUUUGAAGUGCAUCUGUCCUCCUCAGUGGGUGGGAAAGACCUGCCUCAUAGAUGCCAACGAGUGCAACGACGACCCCUGUGUCAACGCCAACUCCUGUCGGAAUCUGAUUGGCGGAUACUUCUGCGAGUGUGUCCUCGGUUGGACGGGUCAGAACUGCGAUAUGAUGAUUGACAGCUGCACUGUGGCAGUGGCAUCCAACAGCACACCGAGUGGGGUGCGCUUGAUUUUGUCCAACGUGUGCGGCCCACACGGGCGGUGUCGGAGCCACGUGGGCGGACAGUUAAGCUGCGAGUGUGAGGGCGGCUUCACGGGCACGUACUGUCACGAGAACAUUAAUGACUGUGAGAGCGCCCCCUGUCUGAACGGAGGCACCUGCAUGGAUCAGAUCAGUCGGUAUCAGUGCGUCUGUGCUGACGGCUGGGAGGGCGCCACCUGCCGGCACGACGUGGACGACUGCAGCUCAGAUCCGUGUCUCAACUCCGGCGUCUGUCGGGACCUCGUCCAUGACUUCUACUGCCACUGUCCCAGCGGCUGGAAGGGGAAGACCUGUCACUCAAGAGAAGGUCAGUGUGACGAGUCGACCUGUAACAACGGAGGAACUUGUUACGAUGAAGGCGACGCCUUCCGGUGUGUUUGUGCUGUCGGCUGGGACGGAGACACGUGUAACAUCGCAAAGAAUGGCAGCUGCCUGUCACGUCCCUGUGAGAACGGAGGCACCUGCGUGGUGGACGGAGACGUCUUAAACUGCGUCUGUAAGGAAGGCUGGGAGGGCGCCACCUGCAGCCACAACGUCAACGAGUGCCAGUCGUCACCCUGCGGCCUCGGUGCCGCCUGCGUGGAUGCAAUCAACGGUUACCGCUGCAUGUGUCCACCAGGGAGCAGCGGUGCCCACUGCCAGGAAGUGAUGGGGGGGUCUUGUGUGGUCGGUGGGCUGGUGGCUCUGGAUGGAAGCACAUGGGAUGAAGACUGCAACACCUGCCGCUGCCACAAGGGGAGAAUCACCUGCUCUGAGCUUUGGUGCGGACCGAAACUUUGUAGCUUCCAGGGUCCGACUCACGGCUCAGAGUGUCCGGCCGGUCAGACCUGCAUCGCCGUCCCGGACGAGCGCUGCUUUGUCCAGCCCUGCCGCAGCCAGGGGGAGUGCUGGAGCCCCACCCUCAGGGCCCCGCCCACAGCCAAGUGUCGCCCAGAGAGCAGCUGCACUAACGUCACCUUCUCCUUCAACAAGGACGUCAUGGCAAAGGGUGUGGCGGUGGAGCGGGUUUGCCGAGAGCUCAGGACCCUCUAUGUUGUACAGAACCUAUCGUCGGACUCUUCAAUCUCUAUGACCUGCGAGACCUCGCUCAGCACCAGCAACGAGAUCCAUGUUGUCAUCUCGCCAGACAACCAGGGCGGAGGUAUGACAUUCGUCAGGGAGAUCACCGACAGGAUCAUGGAUCUGGUCAGCAAGAGGAAGGCCAACAGCAGCAUCAUCGGCGCCAUCGCAGAGGUCCGCGUGCAGCGACGACAGAGCCGCCCCAAUGACCUGCUGGUGCCCUUGCUGGUCUCAGUGGCGAUCGCCAUCUGGGUGUUGUCGGUUGCUUCGAUGUUGCAAUGGAGCUUGAAAAGGCGGAGGAAGCAGAGCGUCCACUUUGAGGUCAGUACCCAGGCCUCGUCAACUCCGGCAGCCGCAGCGGAGGAAAACAACGCCCUCAACAACAGCGUCAGCGCCGCCCACGACCAGCUCAACCACAUCAAAAACCUCAUUGAGAUAAACCCACCAAACCACCAUCACCACCUCCACAAGGACCAGAACUCCAUUAACGCCAAGUUCAGGAAGUCAGACACCGGGAGCCAAUCAGGCAAUGACGAGGUGGACAAUAGGCUGCAGAAGGGACGGUUCCCCCGGGCGCCACCAGCGUACUUGCUGGUAGACUGGGAGGAAAGCCCCCCCAAUCUUCCUACAGGCUCAAAACUCUGGACGUACAAAAAGGACAACUUGCAGCUGCAGUCGCAGAGCGUCAGCAGGGUGGAGCUUAUCGUUUAA
Messenger RNA from Pleuronectes platessa (European plaice), 3141 nucleotides. Its product is annotated as protein jagged-1. NCBI's taxonomy places the organism in Eukaryota, Metazoa, Chordata, Actinopteri, Pleuronectiformes, Pleuronectidae. The record is from RefSeq and is a predicted model, not a curated record. The transcript has 21 exons. Gene Ontology annotation, molecular function: Notch binding; calcium ion binding. The coding region runs from base 1 to 3141 and encodes 1046 amino acids. Gene Ontology annotation, cellular component: membrane. Gene Ontology annotation, biological process: Notch signaling pathway; cell communication; axon guidance.